This is a messenger RNA of Coprinopsis cinerea okayama7#130, 768 nucleotides long. RefSeq lists its product as hypothetical. Bases 1 to 768 code for a protein of 255 amino acids. The transcript has 3 exons. The record is from RefSeq and is a predicted model, not a curated record. Lineage: Eukaryota; Fungi; Basidiomycota; Agaricomycetes; Agaricales; Psathyrellaceae.
AUGUCUCAGGAUAUCGGCGUUUUCUGGAAUAUAGAACGUUGCCCUCCUCCCGCCGGGUUGAGUGGCUACCAGGUCAUGGACGCAAUACGAAAGAAACUCGAGCACCUUGGUCCCAUAAUCACUUUGAACGGAUACCUUGGAACAUCGAUCAAACAGCCGCCCUUGAGCAGCGUCGAGCGUAGAUCGCAGAUGCAGCAUGCUGGGCUCUCAAUGAUAUACGGAGGGCAUACCGCUCAUGAUCACGCUGCAGUCAUGAUGGCCAACAUAACUAGCUUCCUCCAGGACCACUUGUCGUGCAAAGUCAUCAUCAUCACAUCCGCGUCCCAAAUCUCGUCAUGGGGGUACCAACUCUCACAGCUCAGGCAACGAGGCUACGAAUUGGCAUUUGUCGUUGGCGGCAACUCUCCUGGUGCUUUGAACCCUGUCGGUUGCAUCGGCCAUUGGGAUGAUAUUUUCAGGGCUGCCCUGCCGAAUUCACCACCACUUGCGUCUUCCUCUCAGACUGUCGCUCCUUCUGUUUCUCUGGGACAACCGGGAUCACAUGCCUUCGCCUUUGGUGGCCAUGGGCCAUCACUACCAUCGAACUCUCAAGUGGCCCCUCCUUUGUCAGCUUUCGCCUCUUCUUCGACGACACAGACGACACAGACGAUCUUAACGAGGUCAAUGUCGAAACGCGACCAGAAAGGCGAAAAAAGGUUCAGAAGAAGGUUCCCAAAAAGGCGUCGAAAAACGCUCGAAAAAGCGAGCGUGAAACACCCUAAUGCCUGA